Molecule: messenger RNA, 2754 nt
Organism: Malassezia vespertilionis
Lineage: Eukaryota; Fungi; Basidiomycota; Malasseziomycetes; Malasseziales; Malasseziaceae
Gene: SNT1
Product: DNA-binding protein snt1
Exons: 1
Coding region: 1-2754 (917 amino acids)
Biological process (GO): regulation of transcription by RNA polymerase II
Cellular component (GO): Set3 complex
Source: RefSeq, a predicted model, not a curated record
AUGCUGGGAGGCGAGCACGGGCGGGGCAAUGCCCUGGAGCUCGAACGUCCAGACGCUGCCGCGGCGCAUGCGGAGGGCGAGGAUGCGCGUGUUAUCGCGCCGAUACCAGUGGACGUGGUUGCCUCUGCACUGCCCACGGUCGAAAGCAAGGUACAGACUACGGGCGCCGCACAGCAAUGGCGCGCUUUAAACUCCUCCGUGCGGGAUACGGAGGAGGUGAAAGAGUCGAAUGGCAUUUCUCCAUAUGUUGACGAUGGUGGUCGUGGUGAAUCUGGUGAUCGAGCGGAUUUGAAUGCGGAUGUGUUGAAGGCAGAGUAUGAACGCGAGACGCGCGCGAAUACUUCCAAGCGCGCCGCACUCUUUCCAUCGGAUGCAGAGGAUGCGCUUGAGCGCGAAAUACUUUUCACCGAGAAAUCCCUGCGCAAUCCAAGCGAUUGCGCCAGUGCACACGACAAAACAGCCGCUGCGCCAAGCCCAGCUACGCCCGCUGUCGAGGCAGAACGUAGCGGCGCGAGCAGCGUGGCACGGAGCAAUACGUCCGACAUGGACAUGGACGAAUCUAGCACGUCCGAACCCGCUGCGCCCAUCGGCCUCCCGCACACUGACCCAAGCACAGAACGCGAGGAAACGGACGCGCUUGAAGCUAUUCUUGAUGAGGAGGUCGAGAUGGAGACGCCUGCACCCGAUACAAACCCUCUUGCCGAAUCAGCGGAGGUAAAGAGUGCGAUUCAGUCGCUGGCAAAGCAGCUCGUGGCCCAAUACCCCCUUGCACCCGACUACGUCUGCUCGCUUUAUGACGAGAAUCGCAACGUGGCUGCCUCGCUCACCGUUCCCACCUGCUUAGCAAGCACAAAAAGCGGCGCGCUCGCGCCGCCAUUGAACUUUGCCAUUGCCCCCAUGCUAGCAUCCAGCGCACAAGCGCGCGCGUCCAAGGCCGAAGCGCUGCGUGUAGAAUACCGCAAGCGCCACACUGCGUGGAAAAGCUACUGUGCGCGCCUCGAUGAGAUUUACGAGCGGCGUGAGGCUCAGCGGCGAGCGAUGCAAGGUCCUGCCGAGAGUGAAAGCGGCCUCAACAGCGUCGCUCCCUCUGUGCUAAGCACGCCGCUCACUUCGCGCGGUUCCAGACGCAGUGCGUACGGCGCCGCAGGAUUUGGCGAUGCUGUGCGUUCCGAGGCGGAGUUUCUCGAGAUUCUUGCGUCGUUGGAAAGUGCCGAGAUGCAGGACCCUGUCGUGCGCGCAAAACGCACUGCGGCAACCGAGCCCGACAUGGCCAUUCGUCUCCCCGAAGAUCCACCGCUUCCCGACGAGGACAAUGGUUUUGUCGCUGACUUUCGCGAGCGUUUCUUCCCCGACUUUGAUCCCGACGUGUGGAGCGACGAGGAGCGCGCGAUUUUCAUGCGGCGCUACGCAAAGUACCCCAAACAGUUUGGGCGCAUUGCCAGUGGCCUGCCGCACAAGACCUCGCAGCAAUGUGUGGUGUAUUAUUACUUGCACAAACAUAGCGACGGCUACGGAUUUAAGUCGCUGAACUCGCGUAAACGCGAGCGCAAACGCAAGCCGAAAGUGCGUGCAAAGAAGGCCAAAGGAAGUGCCCUCAUGGCCGACAUGGCCCCGGCUGAAGAGCAGGAGCUAGAUGACACGCCGGACACGCCGGACGUGCCGGACGUGCCCAAGCAUCUCUCCGACGCGCCUAUCGAGCGCCCACGCAUCGCAAGCUCUGCAAAGCGCGCCAAGGCCACUCCGAAACGCCAGCGGAGUGCGGUGGAGGACGCUGCAGAAAGCCUGUCCCAGCUCUCUAGCGUCGUCGCCACCAAGCCAGAGACGGAAAUGGACCGCGACUUGGCCGCUGCUGAGGCGCUGGAGGCGCUGGCAAGCGUUGGGACAAGCGCCGCCGCACGGAAGAAACGCGCGCGUGCGAAGCCCAAGCGCGAGGGCGACGAGACGCGCAGUCGAUCUCGCGGGCCCCACUGGUCCAUGACCGAGCGCGCCGAGUUUUUGCGCCUCCUUGCGUUACAUGGCAAGGACUGGGUUGCAUUAGCCGCUACCUUUUCCAGCAAAACGCCCGCGCAAGCGCGCAAUUUUUUCGCGCGUCACGCGAGCGAAAGUCCCCACUUUCAAUCUGCAGCUGCGCUUGCCGUUGACAAUGCGGCGUUGCCGUGGGAAGAGCGUGUGCGUGCGGCUGUUGAUUUUGUAAAUGCGUGGUACGCUUCCUUGCCCACCGAAACACAAGCCAAUGUCGAGGGAUGGCCGAGCGACGUUGCGCGUUUCUUGCGCGACGCGCCGCAUCUCCUGCCCGAGGAUUUUGACGAGACAGACGACGAAGACGGCGCGCAGCGCGCCGAGGCGUGGGAAUAUGCGCCCGCGCCGGCGUUGGCGCCGGCGCACAUGCACACGCCCGCGCCCGCGCAGUCGAAUGUGCCGUACCAUUAUCCUCCACGUGCGCCCAUGUACUACCGCGAAGGCUACGAUCGCUAUCUGUAUGGCUACCACCCAGUUUCGCCUGCAUAUCCCGAAGAAGGGCGUGUAUACACCCCCAGACACGAGCCACGCUACGGCCCAGAGAUUCCCUAUUACGCCUCCCGGCCCGACGAGUACCGCACGCCGCGGUCGAUGUAUGUACCGCACGAUGAGUAUCGCAGCAUAGAGCGCUACUCGCCCGACCCAACGCGCGCAGUACCGCGUAGUAUGCCGCGCCCAGCGCCGCCGAAUAUGGGAUACUUUCAUGCGCCGCGUGCGAUGGAGCCGCAUAGAUGA